This is a messenger RNA of Cladophialophora psammophila CBS 110553, 1800 nucleotides long. RefSeq lists its product as uncharacterized. The record is from RefSeq and is a predicted model, not a curated record. NCBI's taxonomy places the organism in Eukaryota, Fungi, Ascomycota, Eurotiomycetes, Chaetothyriales, Herpotrichiellaceae. Gene Ontology annotation, molecular function: dipeptidyl-peptidase activity. The coding region runs from base 1 to 1800 and encodes 599 amino acids. The transcript has 3 exons.
AUGCCCAAUAAGCUACGAGAUGACCUUCACAAGAUCGACACCAGCUCUUUUGACUAUAUCUACGAAGAGAAUGCUACGAUUCAGCUGAAUGACGGGCGCGGCAUUGUCCGUUGCAACGUAUUCAGGCCGAAAGCGCCCGAAGGAGCAAAGUUCCCUGUCCUGGUAACGUAUGGGCCUUAUGGCAAGGACGUCCACUACUCGGUGUUUCACGCCGCUUCGUUUGCAGAGGUUCCGGAAGAACACCAUUCACCACAUUCUGCAUGGGAGACACCUGACCCUGGAUACUGGACUCGACACGAAUAUGCAAUUGUACGGGCCGACGAGGUUGGUCUCGGUCAAUCACCAGGUGUGCUCAACACCAUGUCCAGAGAUACGAGCCUUUGUUUCGUGGACGUGAUUGAAUGGGCAGCCUCUCAGCCAUGGUCUUCAGGAAAGGUUGGUCUCCUUGGGAUCAGCUAUUACGCCGGUAGCCAGUGGCGAGUUGCCGCGCGACGCCCUCGAGGCCUUGCUUGCAUGAUCCCCUGGGAGGGCAUGAGCGACUAUUACCGCGACCGUUGUCGUCACGGCGGCAUCUUGUCAAACACCUUCAUUGAUUUCUGGUGGAAUCGACAGGUCAUUGUCAACCAGUAUGGACGGCCUGGGAGGGCUGCACGAAACUGGGGCCCAGAUACCAUCGAAGGCAGUUUGGAUGAGGACGAACUUCGCGCCAACUGCCAUGACCAGAACGUAGACAACGUCAGGAACCGCUUCGUCGAUGAUGAGUACUAUGCGAGCAAAGACUACAAUCUGUCGGACAUAGAGGUGCCCUUGCUCUCCGUUGGAAACUGGGGUGGCAUCCUCCUCCACCUUCGAGGCAAUGUUGAAGGGUUCCUGAAUGCUGGGUCCAAGCACAAGUACAUCCGAUUCAUCACUGGUCGUCAUGACCUUCCAUUCUACACUAAGGAAUGUGUGGACAUGCAACGGAGUUUCUUAGACGCCUUCCUCAAAGGACAUGAUCCUCUGGGGUGGUCAUGCGACAAGCAACCAAAGGUUGGGUAUAAAGUCAGAAUAGGCGACGUCGGUUUCAACGAUGCCGCCGCCGAGAGUGCUUAUCCCACACGGCACGCAGAGGACUGGCCAAUCCCCGGUACGCAGUAUACGCGUUGCUAUUUGACGCCUAGCCAAGGUCUUAUCGAGUCUCCCUAUGCUGGGGAUGUGAGAAAGUUGUCGUACGAGGCCUUAGGAGAUCUUAAGAACCAACAUCUUAUCCGGUUUACCAGCGAACCGUUCAAGCAGGAGACCGAGUUCACAGGCCACUUCAUGGCACACUUGAAUGUCUCCGUUACUGCAACGGAAGGUUCGACGAGCAAGCCGAGCGACAUUGACCUCUUUAUCACCAUCCGACAUUUGAACGCCCAAGGGAAAGAGAUCCUAUAUACCGGCACUGUUGGAGAUCCCGUGCCUGUGACCAAAGGCUGGCUCCGGGCCAGUCUGCGAAAUGUCAACGAUAAAAGCCCGAGACACAAACCAUGGCAUCCUCAUCGCGAGUACCUGUCUACUGAUCAUGCACCACUUACCCCUGGACAGGUGUAUCCGGUGGACGUGGAGAUUUGGCCGACCAAUGUCGUCCUGUCGCCUGGAGAUCGUCUGGUGCUGGAGAUAUCCUCGGGCGAUACGCAAGGUGCAGGCUUGUUUGAGCAUAAUUCGAAGGAAGAUCGAGACGAAGUGACUUUCGGCGGCGUGAAUCAUGUUCACUUUGGGAAAGAGCAUCAGAAUUGGCUAUUGAUGCCUUUGAUUCCGGCAGGCCAACCUUCAGAAUAG